GCUGACUCCUGUGGGUCAGGUGACCGCCGGCCCGGAAGGGAAGUGCGUUGGGCCAGCCCCGGGGUCCCCGCACGCAGUCCCCAUUCCCCCGGCCCCGGGAGUCACACGGACCCCGGCGGCAGCAUCAGGGCAGCGGCCUUUGCACAGCCCGACCAUGGCGUGGACCAAGUACCAGCUGUUCCUGGCCGGGCUCAUGCUGAUCACCGGCUCCAUCAACACCCUCUCGGCCAAAUGGGCUGACAACUUUGUGACUGAGGGCUGUGGAGGAAGCCAGGCCCACAGCUUCGAGCAUCCUUUCCUCCAGGCAGUGGGCAUGUUCCUGGGGGAGUUUUCCUGCCUAGCAGCCUUCUACUUACUUCAGUGCAGAAUUUGGGGGCACACAGACUCUGGUGUGGAACCCCAACAGUCCUUCAGUGCACUGCUCUUCCUGCCCCCUGCCCUCUGUGACAUGACUGGGACCAGCAUCAUGUAUGUGGCCCUGAACAUGACCAGUGCCUCCAGCUUCCAGAUGCUUCGUGGGGCUGUGAUCAUCUUCACAGGUCUUCUCUCCGUGGCUUUCCUGGGACGAAAGCUGGUGCCAAGCCAGUGGGUGGGCAUCUUGGCCACAAUUGCCGGCUUGGUGGUUGUGGGUCUGGCUGACCUCACGAGCAGGCAUGAAGAUCAGCACAAGCUCAGCGAUGUGAUCACAGGGGACCUGCUGAUCGUCAUGGCACAGGUGAUUGUCUCCAUCCAAAUGGUGCUGGAGGAAAAAUUUGUCUACAAGCACAACGUGCACCCACUUCGAGCUGUGGGUACUGAAGGGUUCUUUGGCUUUGUGAUCCUCACUUUGUUGCUGGUGCCCAUGUACUACAUCCCUGCUGGUGCCUUCAGUGGAAACCCCCGGGGCGUGUUAGAAGAUGCACUGGAUGCCUUCUGCCAGCUGGGCAGGCAGCCACUGAUCAUCGUCGCACUGCUGGGCAACAUCAGCAGCAUCGCUUUCUUCAACUUUGCUGGCAUCAGUGUUACCAAGGAGAUGAGUGCCACUACCCGCAUGGUACUGGACAGCCUCCGUACUGUGGUCAUCUGGGCCCUCAGCCUGGCACUGGGCUGGGAGACUUUUCACCCACUGCAGAUCCUAGGCUUCUUCAUCCUCCUGGUGGGCACAGCUCUCUACAAUGGGCUGCACCAGCCCUUGAUGGCCCGUCUGCCCUGGUGUCAGCCCCCAGCUGAGGAUCAUGAGCGGGAAAGCCUGCUUGGGGGCAGCCACACUCCCAUUAAUGAGAACAGCUGAAUCUCCACCGGCUGUACCGUAGACUGAACCCUGAAUUUUAGGCUCCUUUUCCCUGAGGACAGGGAUCCCUGAGAUCUUCAGAAGGAAUCUGGGAAAUAGAGUAUCUAAGGUCCUUUCUCCCACCUUGUUGCCUCUCCUUCGGGAAGACACUGGAUGUGCCACUGGAGUUGGAACCCGGCUCUGCUGUCCCUUCCUCUCAGCUUCCUUUGGUCCAAAACCUGCAGAGGACACAAAGACCCAGGAGAAGGGCUUGGACUCCCCUGCAUCUGUCUCCAGUCUCAUUAUGUAGAGUGAUAGACUAAACCAGGCACCACCUGAAUUGCACUGAUUUGCUAAAUCACAAAUCCAGACUGAAUAUUAAUCAUUUCCCCUGAAUCAUGAAUCAGAUUUGUUUUCUAAAAACAAAAAAUGUCACUUCAGAACCAGACUUAAACCUGUGUAUUUUCUCACACCUGUGUACUGCUGGGUCAUCUGCAGAAGGUACCUGAGCCAGCCAGUCAUGAGUGCCAUGAGUUGAAUGGGCAUUAGGCUGCAUUGAUUUGGCCCCCAGGUCCAUCUCCACUCUUCUCUGCCUUUUCCCUGGGCGGCAGGCAUAGCCCCUCUCCACCAUGAUGACAGGGUAGUUCUGCUUAGAUCAGAUGUCAGUGGUUUACACUGCUGCUGGCAGCUGCCUGUCCUGCAGUCUGGAUGCCAAGGAGUAUGGGGGUGGGGGCUGUAUCUGCAUCUGCUAGAGGAUAGGGAGGAGAAACUCAGUGGUACUUUGAACUAUUGCCUUUGCCAUUUCUUUUUUAAAAGUAAAACCUAAUAGAAGAGUGAUCUAUAAUGUGUGAAGUUCAGGGUUUUUGGUUUUAUUUUGGGCAGAGGGGAGUGGGCAUAGAACUCUGGAGUGCUAGAGGUAUGAGGAACUUUUGGCGUCAUCAAAUCUAGUCCAGGGACACUGGGUGCAUCCUUUUUGCAUCCUUUUCUAAAAUAAAUGUGGUUUUGAUAACAUCAAAA
Molecule: messenger RNA, 2266 nt
Organism: Phascolarctos cinereus (koala)
Lineage: Eukaryota; Metazoa; Chordata; Mammalia; Diprotodontia; Phascolarctidae
Gene: SLC35F6
Product: solute carrier family 35 member F6
Biological process (GO): transmembrane transport
Cellular component (GO): membrane; intracellular membrane-bounded organelle
Molecular function (GO): transmembrane transporter activity
Source: RefSeq, a predicted model, not a curated record